CCCUCCGGGCAUCCCCAGACUGCCGCAUCACUCUCCAUUCUCCAAGCACCGAGGCACCGGCAAUGGUCUUCCCCGUCCCCGGCCUUCCCAGGCUCCAAGCCAGGAAUCAGGCAUGCGGCGAACCUAACUGCUGGUAUCGAGUUUCUACGCCUCCCAGGUUAGGAGCUCGACCGCCGCCGCCGCCGCCGUCUCCACCCUCUGCCCCUCGCCGCUAGGAGGGCGCCGAAUCGGUGAGCGAUGCCGCCCUCGCUAGUUCCCCGCCACCGGCGAUUGCUCCUGGGCGGCGACCGUACCUCUGCCUCCGGCCUGCACUCAUCUCAGCCUCCGUCGUCCUCGGCUCCGACCCCGCACCUCCGCUCACUCUUGGCUACUCUGUGGUCUGUGCGGACCAAGGCGUCCGGACCGUCAAGAUACUCAAAUGCGUAGCGAUCCCGGCUGAGGCACUGGACUGGAACUGGAUGAAGCCAUUGAAAAGGAGGUGAAGGGACAUAGUCAUGAUGGUGGCUCCACUCGUUUAGCAGUGUACCUGCAACCCAAAUAAGAAUAUCUAGCUCUGUAAGUCAAAACAUCUGAAAUGUUUGGUAGGAUUUAUAUAUUGAUUUUAGAACUGCCUUAGUGCAUGAGUUAUUGUAGCAUGUAAAUAUAAAUUUGCAUUGGGCAUCUUUUGAUUAUUAACUUCUUUUUUCGCUUGUUUCAUAUUUUCUCUGGCUGUGGCAUAUUUAAUUAGUACUUGCUGCAGUCUGUGGAUUUGCUUCUAGUCAUUGGCAACUUGGACUUGUUACUUGCCUGUUCCAGUUAUCUUUCAGACAUGUUUGUAGAAUUUCUGUCUGCGUCUCUUAAUUGUUCCUGUAAUAGUUCAUGCCUACAGGUUUCUUUCAGGAAUUCAUUAUUAUUGACAAAGAUGACAAUUUAUAGAAUUAUAUCAGUUACAAUCAUACGACAACUAUUCAGUCUGAUUAACUACUGAAUCUUCAGACGUACCACUGAACAGUGACAACACUAGCUUAUUCCUUGACAUCAUCAUGUUCUCCAUCUUUGUCAGACAGGUGAACGAAAUGACUCGAGCGCAGAUAGUUAGCGGCAACUGAUGAUGACGAUAUUGGAAGUGUUCUUAAUUGGGUAACUGCUGGAUUAUAUGGCUUCACAUGAAUAAGUUCCCUUCGUGACGAUAUAUGAUUUGCUGAUUCCUUGGUUAUAACAGUAGUAAAUAUAUUACUGAUGUAAGAUGCAAGAUAUGGUUAAUUUCUGUGGUGUAUCUCUGUUGAGACUGGACUUUUUAUGAUGUCAUUGCUGUGUCGUGUAUGCAUUUUGUUUUUUUUUCCUGAUAGUAGUCUGGUAGAACCAGCCUUUCUUCUACAUGUUGUUCAGUAUGUAUGGAACUAUUUUCAUUAUCUGCUAGGACAGUUUGGCCUCUUUUUAGUUGUCUUCCAUUGAAGAACAAGCUAAUGUUCACGGAUGUUUCACUAUAUUUGCUUCUUGCCAUAUUUGAAUUGCUGCAGCUCUAAAGCUGCACUAGGGCACUGUGCUGUCUGCAGCUUCUGUAGCCGUUGCUGGCUGGUUGCUGGAGCUGCAACCAGCACAACCGAGCACAGCCAAGGUUUCUGGCUUGAAAGCAAAAAAUCUUGUCUACCAGUGUCAAGAUCACUACAGCCACAUCCUGGGCUGAAAACAAACAUCAACAUGGACUAAAGAAGCAUUGGUAUCAUUCGCUGAAAGUUUUGCUCAUACUUGCAAUACCAGGCUGUUGCCAACAUAUGGAGCCGCAGGUAGCUUCAGAAGCCCAAAUGGAAGGUGUGGCCCAGGUGCAAUUUGUCUAAAACUGAUCCAGAGAGUUACCGGCAUAACUUAGGCCUUGUUUAGUUCGCAAAAUUUUUGGUUUUUGGCUACUGUAGCACUUUCGUUUGUCUAAUCACGAAGUAACUAGGCUCAAAAGAUUCAUCUCACAAAUUACAGAUAAACUGUGUAAUUAGUUUUUAUUUUCGUCUAUAUUUAAUACUCCAUGCAUGCGACUAAAGAUUCGAUGUGACGGGGAAUCUUGAAAAUUUUUGCGAACUAAACAAGGCCUUACCAGCCUGCAGUUGUGUACUUGUAGCACCAACCACCCCCAGUCUCCAUCCUGAAUGGCAUCCACUGAUUGAUUGAAGCUUUAGAAUUGCUCAGGUAUCUGUGCUUUAUGUCUCUACAGUAUGGUUCAUCUGCAGAAUGCAUAUUCAUGCAUUAUUAUAUUUGUAUGCUGACAGCCACUUCCAGAUCCCAAUAGUGAAAAAGACAACAUGCCUAAUAAGAUGAUAACGUAUAACAUCACCAAGUGGCCUGCUUGCUAGCUCUGUAUGAUUAUAUUUGUAUGCUAACAUGGCAUUGUGGAAUCCCAACAGUAAAAAAUUUUAUCUUGUACCUAAUAUGACGAUAACAUAUAACCUGCCCUAGUGGCCUGCUUGCUACUCUACAGGUACCAAUCACUGCUGCCUGACAUCUCCUCUUGGCUGGGUACUUGACGAAUUUUGGUCACCAGUUACUAGGAGCUACUGCACCCGAAUGCAGGAGGCAGGAUUAACAUUGGUAUGGCUGCUGGACCUUUGGAAUAGAUGGGCGACCCAGUUCCUUGUGGUCUUUAGCCUCAUGCAGCAGCUUGUCCUGCUCUUCUUUGCUGGCGUCCGGCGGCAUAAAGACGGUGGUGUAAAGAUGGGCUUUCUCUGGCUGGCAUACCAGCUGGUUGACUACACCACAACAUACGCUCUGGGAAACCUUGCCAUCAGCAGUGCUCCGCAUGAGCACCAACUGGUGGCGUUCUGGGCGCCUUUCCUCCUCCUGCACCUCGGUGGCCCAGACAACAUCACUGCCUACUCCCUGGAGGACAACAAGCUCUGGGAGCGCCACUUCCUAACUCUUGUUGCACAGGUGCUGGGAGCUGGAUAUGUCCUCUACAAGCACGUCUCCGACCACGGGACCCUGUUCGUGACGGGCGCUGUCUUUAUGAUGGGUGUCGGAGCUGUCAAGUUCUGGGAGAGGACAUGGUCUCUCAGGCAAGCCAGCUUCAGCAUAAUCCGGGAAUCAGUGAAGACAGAGGCACCAGCCAGGUGCAUUUUUUUCCUCGAGUAUGAGACCCCUCCAUGUGGAUUCAAGGGGGAUACUGCCCAAGAAGAAGAACUCUUCAAGCGGCAUGCUCAUGCCCUGUUCCAUGUCUGCAAGUCUGCCAUGGUUGAUUCUUCAAUUGAUGAUGAUGGUUCAAAUACUAGAAGUAACCAUGGUGAUCUUGGUCAAGUCCUUGAAGGCUUCAAAAAGCAAGACACAAAGUACAAGUGGAUGCUGAUGGAGAUAGAGCUGUCUCUUAUGUAUGACAUUCUCUACACCAAGGCAGCCAUGGUCCACACCUGGUUUGGCUAUUGCAUCCGUAUCGUCUCCGUGCUCACAGUAUCAACCUCGCUCCUGCUGUUCUGGUUCAGUGUCAAAGCUGGGUACAGCAGGGUCGACGUUGUUAUCACUUAUGCCUUGUUCGGUGGUGCCUUGCUUCUGGAGAUCAUAUCGCUGCUGGGAGCCCUAUUAUCCACCUGGACAUUUGCCUUUCUGUGCUCCACGCAAUGGAGUGGCCUUCGGCAUGCAGCCUUGUGUUCGGGAAGGUGGAACCGGCUUCGUCGUGUGGUCAUUUCCCUUCACCGGCUAGCCUACAUCACAAGAGUUGCUGACUACUUCAGAUUAUCAAGGAGGUGGCAUGGUACCAUGGGGCAGUGCAACAUGUUGGACAUGUGCACCCGUCGGGGCACAACCCGACCUCUUCGCGGCAUAUGGGCUAGGAUGCUAGGCUCCAGCGUUUGGACCGUUAAUAUUCCAGACACAGUCAAGGAACAUGUGGUGGGUUAUAUAAAUUCCAUCAAUGAAGAUGGUUCAAUAAACACACUGGGGGUGAUUAGGAAGAACUGGGGUCAGGUCGCACUGGAGCGCCAUGAUUUUAAGGUUGAGGAGGCACACCUUGGUGCUGAGGUCCAAGAGGCCAUCGUCAUCUGGCACAUUGCCACUGAUAUCCUCCUCGUAAAAUUGGAGAAGUUGAGGACCAAGGACACCGAGAGUGUUGUAGGGGCAAUCAAGGCAAUCUCCCACUACUUGAUGUUCCUCCUUGUUGAACGCCCUGCUAUGCUACCUGGCCUUGCUCAGAUCAAGUUAUACCAACGGACGGAAAAAACUCUGUCUGAUGAAUGGAAAGGUGUUGUUGACGAGUUAGCCCCCACUCUCAGUUCAAGCUGGAUUUACACCAUCUAUACAGUGGUCAUGGAAUUGCAUGGUGGUGGCGCCAGCUCUAAUUCUCGGAUCCACCGAAGAGAGCAACUUGCCAAGAGACUACUCAAUCACCAGCCUAAGUUGGACAAAUUUGGCAUAAAAUCUCGUGUAAGAUUUGGGAUCAGUCUAGCGGAAAAACUGCUCACGAGGGAGGGCAAAAAGAAGGAUUCAUUGCGAAUAGUCUUAGAUGUGUGGACAGAUAUUCUAGUCUACGUGGCCAACCGAUGCAGCAGAGAGUCGCAUGCUAAACAGCUUAGCAUAGGUGGCGAGUUUACAACUCUCAUAUGGCUUAUGACAGAGCACUGUCAUCAAGCCAGUUACAGGCCAACCUCUUAGUUAGGGAUGGCAAUGGCCCCGUCCACUGUUUCAUGGCUGAUCUUAUUAAUCCUCAUACUUGGGAUGUGGUUAAAUAUGACAUUGGAUCUGUGCAUAUUUUAUAUCAUAUAAAAACAUUAUAUGAAAUGUCGAGCCACAUUUGAUUCUAUUUAA
This is a messenger RNA of Sorghum bicolor (sorghum), 4761 nucleotides long. RefSeq lists its product as uncharacterized. NCBI's taxonomy places the organism in Eukaryota, Viridiplantae, Streptophyta, Magnoliopsida, Poales, Poaceae. The record is from RefSeq and is a predicted model, not a curated record. Bases 2536 to 4608 code for a protein of 690 amino acids. The transcript has 4 exons.